Molecule: messenger RNA, 1233 nt
Organism: Halteromyces radiatus
Lineage: Eukaryota; Fungi; Mucoromycota; Mucoromycetes; Mucorales; Cunninghamellaceae
Product: uroporphyrinogen decarboxylase
Exons: 3
Coding region: 33-1130 (365 amino acids)
Biological process (GO): heme biosynthetic process
Cellular component (GO): cytosol
Molecular function (GO): uroporphyrinogen decarboxylase activity
Source: RefSeq, a predicted model, not a curated record
CUUCUUAAGACUUUUAAUCCUCCAAUCAUCUCAUGUCAUAUUCUCCCACUAAUUUCCCUGUUCUCAAAAAUGAUCUCAUCUUACGUGUCUCUCGAGGUGAAAAGACCGAAAGAGUUCCGAUCUGGAUUAUGAGACAAGCUGGUCGUUACUUACCAGAAUUCCACACUGUUCGCAAACAACACAGUUUCUUUGAAAUUUGUCGUACACCUGAAUUGGCUUGUGAAUUGACUUUACAACCUAUUGACCGAUAUGGAUCAUUACUGGAUGCCUCCAUCAUAUUCUCAGAUAUUUUGGUAAUUCCUCAAGCACUUGGGUUAGAAGUAACAAUGGUAGAAGGUCGAGGUCCUGUGUUCCCUGCUCCUUUAGUGACACCUGCUGACAUGGAACGAUUGACUAAAGAUGUGAAUGUAGACGAAGCACUUGGCUAUGUAUAUCAAGCUAUUACAUUAACUCGACACAAGUUGGAUGGACGAGUACCUUUGUACGGAUUUAUUGGAGCUCCCUGGACAUUAAUGGCAUAUAUGAUUGAAGGUGGUGGCAGUAAGACUUUAUCCAAGGCCAAAUCUUGGUUAUGGAAACAUCCUGAUGCAACCCAUGAACUUUUACAACGCAUUACUGAUGUGGCUGUGACGUUUUUGGUAGGCCAAGUCCGUGCUGGUGCACAAAUGUUACAAGUAUUUGAUAGUUGGGCUGGUGAACUUUCUCCUCAUGAUUUCAAGAUCUACUCUUUGCCUUAUAUCAAACAAAUUGCUACCAAGGUCAAACAACAAUUGAAAGAACAAGGUUUGGAACAAGUGCCCAUGACGAUUUUUGCAAAGGGUGCAUGGUUCGCUUUAGAAGAUUUAGUAGAUAUUGGUUAUGAAGUGGUAUCUUUGGAUUGGACGAUUGAUCCUGAAUAUGCUCGAAAGGUGACCAAGGGCAAGGUGGUGUUACAAGGAAAUAUGGAUCCUUCUGUAUUGUAUGGUGGUGAUGAUGCUAUUCGUGAAACGGCUACUCGUAUGGUGAAAGCCUUUGGUGGUCAUCAACAUAUUGGUAAUUUGGGUCAUGGUGUUUUACCUACUGUUGAUCCUGAAGCUCUCAAGGUGUAUUUGGAAACUGUUCAAAAAGUAUCUGCUGAAAUUAGUAAAUAGUAUGUAUUUUCAAUAGUUUAAUUUUGAUAUUUAUAUAUUAUUAUUAUUAUUAUUGUUUAUUGUGAUUAUUAUUGUGAUUAUUAAAAAAAAAGUUUUAGUACAA